This is a messenger RNA of Zingiber officinale, 946 nucleotides long. Its product is annotated as protein PHLOEM PROTEIN 2-LIKE A10-like. The record is from RefSeq and is a predicted model, not a curated record. The coding region runs from base 1 to 807 and encodes 268 amino acids. NCBI's taxonomy places the organism in Eukaryota, Viridiplantae, Streptophyta, Magnoliopsida, Zingiberales, Zingiberaceae. The transcript has 2 exons.
AUGGAGAUUAACCACCUCUACUUCUCCGCCGCGAUCUCUAGCGCUUCGGAGGCUCUCGCCGCCGGGAUCGUUCGGGGGCUCCGGUCAGCAGAGCUAACCGCCGGAAAACCCGAAUCUUUGGGGUCGGAUUCGCGAAUUGGCUCUGCUACCUACCUCGAAUGCUUUCUAGACAAGUUCUUCUCUAGCGCCGGGCCAGGCUUCGCAGCGGAGGUCACCGGGAGCUUCGCGAGGGGGUUGUCAUCGGGCUUGAUCACUUCUACUGAUUUAUGCCGGAGAUCAGACGAGGGUAGUGCUCCGAGGUGGGUUACCAUGCUCCGCGACGACAAGACCUGCAAAGAGCUCGCGGAGCAUUUCAUCGAGCGGAUCGUGGGCGCCGCGGCCGCAGCUUACCUCGACAGACGAACGAAGACAAACGCCGUCGACGACUUGUUCACCGGCCUUACGAACCCCAUGCACGAGGCUAAGAUGAAGGGCGUCUUGGUCGCCGUGGGCAAUGGAGCCGUGGAGACCCUGGUGAGGACAUGGCACAGUGCGAGGUCUGAUCACGGAACAACGCCAUUAGAGGACAACAGGAUAUCACUUCAGCGGGUAGCCAUGGAGGCCACGAGGUCCUUGCUGCCAUGGAAAGUGUUUGAAGCAGCGAGCAGAGGCGUUCAUGUGAUUCGUGAGGAGGUAAUGGAGAGAGGGCAGCAAGUGGCGAGGUGUGCGAGUGCCAAAACCAUGGUGAUCAUGACUGUGUGCCUUGCUCUCUGCAUGGAGAUCUCCAUGGGGACAAAAAAGCUCACGAUGCCAGCACCAGCAGCAUAAUCAAACAGCCCGGCGGGCUUUUAGGAAAGAAGUAAACUGUAAAGCACGAACAAAAUUAAGAGCGCACUAAUUAUCAACUAAGAAACGAGGUGUCAUUUUUUGGAUCUUGUUAUCGAAAGAGCAUAUUAUAUUUACAAAA